GGUAUUGGAGAGAUUAAGUGAGGUCAAUCGAGGAAAUAAGGACGACCCUACUCUUCGCGAAUACGGGGACACGCUGUUCGAGUUCUUGCAGUCAAAUAAAUGGCUGGAAGUGUCCUCCGCGUUCUACGCCCUUCCGUCAAGCCCGUCAAUAAAGCGAGUUGGGAGUUGCCUGGGGUCACCACGCUAGCAGGAGUUGUGAAGCGCAAGUCUCGCGGAAAGGACGGCGACGGGGAUGAUGAAGGCGGCGGGCAACGAGGUACCGGAGGUGGAAGUGAACAGCGUUCGACGAAACAGCGGUUUUCGGGGCACGCAGGAGGCGGAGAGGGGAAAAAGGGCAGCCGGGAGAAGAAGAAGCCUCGCAGCGGAGAGAAAACAAAGCAUCACAGAGGAGACGGGCAGGGGUCCGAUGUCGACCGCGACGAGGACGGUGGGGUUCUGGCGGUAACAGGCAGCACCUCACUGGAGACGGGGAACGACUUGAGGCCUGCGUGUAUUACGCGGCUUGGCGACCAGGACCCUGUGAUUAGCUCCACCAGUGAAACACAGUUUGUCGAUGCGGUUGGCGGGGCGAGUGAAUUUCGGAUUAAUCCGAACCGCGAAGGCCGUGCCAUCAAGGGAGCACAACUGUCUACAGAACUCGAACAGGUGGUCCGGGUUUCCGAAAACCGUGGCGAUGAAAUUCAGAUUCAUCCGAACCAGGAAGUCAUGUCUGCCAUGACAGACGAUCGGUGUCAAGAUGCAGUAAUGCUGUGCGUGGAAGCCCACAAGGAGCUGCAGGCGGAGUGUCGGACUGAGGGUGAGUUGGCGACCAGUUCCAAUGUCGAGCCCAACACACUCGGAGCCGAGUUAGCAGUCGUAAGCGACUCCCCGGUGAAAGUGGUCAUGUCGGCGUCAUUGGAAACUGCAGGGGCUCGGAGGAAUCCGAACGAGGACCCUGUGAACAUCUCCCUCCCAGAUGCAUCUUUGGCGACGACCGUGAUUCGGAUUCAUCCGAGGCACACGGAUAAAGGACUUCAACUGGCAGGCGUUGAGGAUUAUCGACUACUGACGAAUUUGGACAAGGACAAUUCCACCGACGACCGGAUUGAUCCGACACUCAACGACGUCGGGAUGGAGCUACCAGUUCAGCCAGGAUACGACGAUCCCUUGUACUCCGCCCUUCACAACGAGGCGAUGGGGGAGGACGUUCUGAAGAAGGCCUCUGACGCUAUUGGAGAUAGAUUUCUCUAUUUGAGUGACGACGACAAAGACACAGCGUACGGGGACAAGAAGUUAAGGGGGGGAGAGGUGUUGUUGGACAUCCAUGGGACAUUGAGCCCAACACAAUACGACAUAGUGGCAAUGGAGAAAACACAACCUGUCGAUGUUGUGGACGUCGACGAUCUUUGUCCGAAGACGAAUAUACCGUCUACGGUCAUCGACGCCGACAUCUCGAGCCUGUCAAGUUUCCCUGUGGGUUUGGAGCACGUCGUCGCCGCGUCGACGCGCGCAGGGGUGCCAAUCGUGCUGGGACUGCCGUCGGUGGGCUCUGGUGAAGUGGUAGCUAGGCCUGGGUUUCCUCGAGAUGGAAGAGCGGUCCUUGAAGACGUUAUCUGCUCCCGGUUGCCGCUCACUAUCAUCGUCGCGCGUUUGCCGUCGCACAAUUUACAGGUAUCCGUCAAGGACAUCGUCGCACUCGUGGAUAGAUCCGUGAAGCUCAACGAUGAGGUUGUCAAUUUCUACAUGGCGAUGCUACUGGACGACUGCGGCCGGACUGCCGCUACCAUGAAGACAUACACCUUUAACUCCUUCGCCUCUUCACUGCUUCUACGAGGUCCGACAGCUGUUCUCAGAUGCGCUACAGAUGUCGACCCCCUGUCCCAUGACCUCGUCUUGGCACGAAUGCACAAGGACGGCGAACACUGGAGCCUUUUGGCCAUUGACUUCUCUAGACGUGUUUUGGAAAUCUAUGAUUCUUUCUCGUGUUCGUCAUCCAAAGAUUCUUUUUACUCCGCACUUCUGGAUAAAAUUGUUAAAUUUUUGAACACGGUGGCAGGUGCCGCCGGUGAUGGUCGCACUUUCGACCACUUCGCUCGCGAGGUCAUCGUGAAAGGUGUCCCUGGGCAGCACGACGGGGCUAGUUGUGGGGUGUUCAUGUUGAUGUUCGCUUCCUGUUUGGCGACAGGUUUACGUCCACCUUUUGGUUUCUCCCAUAGACACAUCUCCUCUAUCAGAGCUAGACUAGCUUUGGCGAUUUGCGAUAUUGGUAGGUAAGCGUCUAUCUCUUUGUUGAUCCUGUAGUGUAGAAGGGUUGACGUAGAAGAACAUUUCGUUC
Molecule: messenger RNA, 2314 nt
Organism: Chara braunii
Lineage: Eukaryota; Viridiplantae; Streptophyta; Charophyceae; Charales; Characeae
Source: the annotation of a GenBank genome assembly